CGAAUUCAGGGGUCCUAAUAUUGAAAACUAUCAAGCGCCGUCAUUUACAGCUCAAACUUAUGAAUAUUAACACAAGCACAUGAGUAGCAGUAUGCCUGCUGAACGUAAGAAGUCCGUCAACAUGGAGGAGAGAGAGACGGGCUCCUUCAGCAACAAGGACAGAGACGCAGACAGACAGGCCGCCGCGUCCCGCGACAAGAGCAAAGACGAGACCAAGAUGAGCGCGAAGAAGGACGGAGGCAAGACGGCGGAAGAUAAGAAGAGACGGGCUGAGGAGGACAAGAGGAAGAGGGAGGAGAAGGAGCAGAAGAAGAAAGAGGAGGAGAAGCAGAGGGCAGAGGAGGAGCAGAAGAAGAAAGAGGAGGAGGAGAAGAGACAGCAGGAGGAACAGGAGAAGAAGCUCCUGGAGGAGGAAGCCAAACGACAGAAAGAGGAAGAGGCUGCACAGCUCAAGGAGAAAGAGGAGGUGGAACAGCUCCAGCAGGAGGCGUGGGAGCGACACCACGGCAGAAAGGAGCUGCGCGUGAAGAACCAGCACGCACCGGAGACGCGUCCCGAGGAGGCCUUCUUCAGCCGCCUGGACUCCAGCCUGAAGAAGAACACGGCGUUCGUCAAGAAGCUCCGCACGCUCACGGAGCAGCAGCGCGGCUCGCUGUCGCAGGACUUCGACUCGCUCAACCUCAGCAAGUACAUCGGCGAAGCCGUGAGCUCCAUGGUGGAGGCCAAGCUGAAGAUCUCGGACGUGGGCUGCGCCGUUCAUCUCUGCUCCCUCUUCCACCAGCGCUACACUGAUUUCGCACCGCAUCUCCUCGCCGCCUGGAAGAGACACUUCGAGGCCAGGAAGGAGGAGAAGUCGCCCAACGUGAGCAAACUGCGGACCGACCUGCGCUUCAUCGCCGAGCUCACCAUCGUGGGUCUGUUCACGGAUAAAGAAGGGCUGUCGCUCAUCUACGAGCAGCUGAAGAACAUCAUCGGCGCCGACCGAGAGACGCACACUCACGUUUCCGUCAUCAUCAGCUUCUGCAAGCACUGCGGAGACGAUAUCGCCGGGCUGGUGCCACGGAAGGUCAAGAACGCGGUGGAGAAGUUCAGCUCGUCCUUCCCUCCCUGUCAGAUCAUUAAUGCAGAGAAACAGCAGCCUUUCCAGAACCUGCUGAGAGAAUAUUUCACCUCUCUCACCAAACACCUGAAGAAAGACCACCGAGAGCUGCAGAACAUCGAGAGACAGAACAGGCGUAUCCUGCACUCUAAAGGAGAGCUCAGCGAGGACAGACAUAAGCAGUACGAGGAGUUCGCCACCUCCUAUCAGAAGCUGCUGGCAAACACGCAAACGCUGGCCGAUCUGCUGGACGAGAACAUGCCUGAACUUCCUCUGGACAAAACCGUCCAGGAAGAACACGGUCCUGGCAUCGAUAUCUUUACGCCGGGGAAACCGGGAGAGUACGAUCUGGACGGAGGGAUCUGGGAGGACGAGGACGCGCGUAACUUCUACGAGAACAUGGUGGAUCUGAAGGCGUUUGUACCUGCUAUCCUCUUCAAGGACAACGAGAAGAGCAGCCAAACCAGCAAAGAAGCACAAGAGGGAAACAGCACUGAGGAGUUGGAGAUGGAGUUGGAAGCGCUGGACAUCACUGAUGAGCCGAUAGAUCUGGACGUAGCCGACGAGACUGAAAGUGAAGAACUGGCCAAAAAGUUACUGGAUGAGCAAGAGCAGGAGGAUGAGGAGGCCAGCACCGGCUCUCAUCUCAAACUCAUUGUGGAUGCUUUCAUCCAGCAGCUCCCAAACUGCAUCAACAGAGACCUGAUUGACAAGGCUGCUAUGGACUUCUGUAUGAACAUGAACACCAAGUCCAAUCGCAGGAAGUUGGUUCGAGCUCUUUUCACGGUGCCCAGACAGAGGCUGGAUCUGUUGCCGUUCUACGCUCGUCUGGUGGCCACUCUACACCCGUGUAUGUCUGACGUGGCUGAAGACCUCUGCUCAAUGCUCAAAGGAGAUUUCAGAUUUCAUAUCAGAAAGAAGGACCAAAUCAACAUUGAGACCAAGAAUAAGACGGUGAGGUUCAUCGGGGAGUUGGCCAAGUUCAAGAUGUUUUCCAAAACGGACGCGCUGCACUGCCUCAAGAUGCUGCUGUCUGAUUUCUCUCACCAUCAUAUUGAGAUGGCCUGCACACUGCUGGAGACGUGUGGACGCUUUCUCUUCCGCUCACCGGAAUCUCACCUGCGCACGAGCGUCUUACUGGAGCAAAUGAUGCGUAAGAAGCAGGCUCAGCAUCUGGAUGUGCGUUACGUGACGAUGGUGGAGAACGCCUAUUACUACUGCAACCCACCGCCGAUGGAGAAGACGGUGCGCAGGAAGAGGCCGCCGCUGCAGGAGUACAUCCGCAAACUCCUCUACAAAGACCUGUCCAAGGUCACCACUGAGAAGGUGUUGAGGCAGAUGAGGAAGCUGUCCUGGCACGACCCUGAUGUGAAGAGUUACCUGAUCUGCUGUAUGAUCAACAUCUGGAACGUCAAGUACAACAGCAUCCACUGCGUGGCCAAUCUGCUGGCAGGAUUGGCAACCCAUUACUUGAUUGCAUUACUUCUAGUCAAGUCAAAGAUUUGUAGAUGCUUUAGAUGUUGAUGUGUGUUUGGUUCUCAGGUGAACCAGCCCAAGUUUAACCAGCGGCGGAUCAGCAGCGCUAAGUUCCUGGGUGAGCUGUAUAACUACCGUAUGGUGGAGUCUGCCGUCAUCUUCCGCACGCUCUUCUCCUUCACCUCGUUCGGUGUGAACACAGACGGUUCCCCGAGCCCGCUGGACCCCCCCGAGCACCUGUUCCGCAUCCGCUUGGUCUGCACCCUGCUGGACACCUGCGGACAGUAUUUCGACCGCGGCUCCAGCAAGAAGAAGCUCGACUGCUUCCUCAUUUACUUCCAGAGGUACGUCUGGUGGAAGAAGAGUCUGGAUGUGUGGACUAAAGAUCAGCCGUUCCCCAUCGACAUCGAGUACAUGAUCACAGACACGCUGGAGCUGCUGCGGCCCAGCUGUUCUUCUAGUUGUUCCGCUCAUGUUUCUGCUCUCCCCGUCGAGCAGCAUUCCUCACACAGACACUGGUUUGUUUCAGGCAAAGACGGCCGCUCCUCCAGCGCCAUGGGCGAGAACGAGCCUCUGGAUGAGGAGGACGAUGAUGACGAAGACGAGAGAGGUGCGGAGACCGAGGAGCAGUCUGGAAACGAGAGCGAGAUGAAUGAACCCGAGGAGGAGGAGGGCUCAGACAAUGAGGAAGAGGAGCGUGAGGAGGAAGAGGAGAACACCGACUAUCUGACCGACUCCAACAAAGAGAACGAGAUGGAUGAAGAGAAUAACGAGGUCACUCUCCGCGGCGGAGGACUCAAACACGUGGCGUGUGCCGAGGACGAGGACUUCAUCCAGGCGCUGGACAAAAUGAUGCUGGAAAACCUGCAGGUGCACAAACACUCUCUAAACCGUCUCCUCUACAUGCUUCUGAGAGCAAAACUGACCCUUUUGACUUUCUUAAGAUCGUCACCCCCCUCCUGCACCGCAGACGCAGACGCAGACAUCAGCGCCACCAUGCAGUUCGUCAUGCUCACACGCAAGGGCAACAAACAGCAGUUUAAGAUCCUGAACGUGCCGCUGUCGUCUCAUCUGGCGGCGAAUCACUUCAACCAGCAGCAGGCGGAGCAGGAGGAGCGCAUGCGCAUGAAGAAGCUGACGCUGGACAUCAACGAGCGGCAGGAGCAGGAGGACUAUCAGGAGAUGAUGCAGUCGCUCGCUCAGAGACCCGCUCCCGCAAACACCAACAGAGAGCGCCGGCCUCGAUACCAGCACCCCAAAGGAGCACCCAACGCAGACCUCAUCUUCAAGACCGGCGGCAGGAGACGUUGAUGAUGUCAGACCGAGCAAACGACGAGUCAAAGACAGCAAGAGAGAGAGAGAGAUGGACAGCGGUGCUGCGCUGGAACCGAGACACACCCACCUGACUGCAGCGUCACCACGGCAACCAGAGACGAGCCGCAUCAGCUGGUGGACACUGAUGGAAACACACACACACACACACACACACACAUAUGCAAGACUGAAAUGUCUCUGCAUUGACACACACAACGCGGAGGUGGUUUUAUUGUGUCAGGUACAGUUUGAUGGUUCGAUAGCGAGCGAACCGAGACUCCAACGGAGGAAAACUCAAGUGUUUUUGUUCUUCAGACAAACUUUGGGACGUGUUCUUGUUCUUUCUCCUGCUGUUUAUUCUCUUUAACCUCAGCCGGUCCGCAGCGAUCGUUCCUGAGCGAGACGUGCAUGGGCUGAACGCAGCUGUUAACCUGUUCGCUGUUGCAGUAAAGUGACUUCCUGUGACCGUGAGAAUGUCUCUCUUUGUGUCUGUGCUCUCAAACACACUCACCAGCUUGUUUUACAGCCGUCGUGAGUCGCUGAACUCACUAACUAGUGCAGCUGAUCAGAAUGCAGUCGAACCGGACGCAAACACACGCCUGUGGGUGGAACAGGUAAGAUCUAACCGAGGUUUCUGGCGAUACGCUUGAGCCGAAAACCAGGAAACAGGAACGUCUGUUUCAAGCAUCUUUAAAGUCACAAAUUUGAUGAAGAACAACUUAAAUCCCCAACGGAGGAUGUUUUAGUACUAGAUUUGCAGCUCAUUCUGUCCAGACACAUUAUUAAAACUCAUAAAACCACAAUAUGAUUACAUUCAGACAAAAUAAUGUACUUUAAAUAUCACUGUAAUAAAACAUUAGGGAUUUAAUUGUCAAAAAGUCUUUUCUUUCUAAAUUUCUUAAUGCAUAGAUUUUGUGAGAUCCACCUUUCUGCAUUUUUUUGAUUGAGUUCUUCUCUAUUCUGUGUUUUUUGUUUGUAUUGUGCUUUGAAUUGGUGAUUUUUCUAGUCUUUUCAUUGACUUUAUUGAUUAAAUGUCACUGUCAAACUUG
This is a messenger RNA of Sinocyclocheilus anshuiensis, 4938 nucleotides long. Its product is annotated as UPF2 regulator of nonsense mediated mRNA decay. Lineage: Eukaryota; Metazoa; Chordata; Actinopteri; Cypriniformes; Cyprinidae. Gene Ontology annotation, cellular component: exon-exon junction complex; cytoplasm. Gene Ontology annotation, biological process: nuclear-transcribed mRNA catabolic process, nonsense-mediated decay. The transcript is spliced from 22 exons. Gene Ontology annotation, molecular function: protein binding; RNA binding. The record is from RefSeq and is a predicted model, not a curated record.